This is a messenger RNA of Merops nubicus (carmine bee-eater), 346 nucleotides long. RefSeq names its product ubiquitin-conjugating enzyme E2 R1. The transcript is spliced from 2 exons. The record is from RefSeq and is a predicted model, not a curated record. NCBI's taxonomy places the organism in Eukaryota, Metazoa, Chordata, Aves, Coraciiformes, Meropidae. The annotation marks the transcript as partial.
GACCAUCCUCCUGAGCGUGAUCUCGCUGCUGAACGAACCCAACACAUUUUCCCCAGCCAACGUGGAUGCCUCUGUGAUGUACCGCAAGUGGAAGGAGAGCAAAGGGAAGGACCAGGAGUACACGGACAUCAUCAGGAAGCAAGUCCUGGGCACCAGGGUGGAUGCUGAGCGGGAUGGUGUGAAGGUCCCUACCACGCUGGCAGAGUACUGCGUGAAGACCAAGACUCCAGCCCCAGAUGAGGGCUCUGACCUCUUCUACGAUGACUACUACGAGGACGAUGAGAUGGAGGAGGAAGCAGACAGCUGUUAUGGUGAUGAGGAUGACUCUGGCAAUGAGGAAUCCUGA